Messenger RNA from Tribolium madens (black flour beetle), 937 nucleotides. Its product is annotated as ras-related protein Rab-33B-like. The record is from RefSeq and is a predicted model, not a curated record. The transcript is spliced from 4 exons. Gene Ontology annotation, molecular function: GTPase activity; GTP binding. Gene Ontology annotation, cellular component: endosome; Golgi apparatus. Gene Ontology annotation, biological process: Rab protein signal transduction. Lineage: Eukaryota; Metazoa; Arthropoda; Insecta; Coleoptera; Tenebrionidae. Bases 191 to 841 code for a protein of 216 amino acids.
GGUUUUGUAACUGAUGUUAACUCAACUCAGCUGAUUGUCAAAUGACGAACGUUAUUUCUUUGAAGUCAUUUUUUUACACAAAAACCAAUUGAUCAACAUGAUUUAUUUUUUCUAAUGAUCUGGAAAUGUAUUCUUGAUGUAACAAAGUGACUCAUUUGAGCGAUUGCAGAAUUAUCUGAAUGGAGUAAAAAUGGAGAACAGGGCAUCAGCGAAUGCUAAUGAAGUCCCCUCAAUUGAUAAAACAACAAAUUACAAGAAAAUAUUUAAGAUUAUUGUCAUUGGGGAAUCAAAUGUGGGGAAAACUUCCUUGACUUAUAGAUUUUGUGAAGGGGCUUUUUUGGAACAAUCGGAGGCCACGAUUGGGGUUGAUUUUCGGAGCCGAAACUUAACAAUAGAUGGAGAAGACAUAACUUUGCAAUUAUGGGACACUGCAGGUCAAGAGAGAUUUAGAUCAUCAAUGGUAAAACACUAUUAUAGAAAUACGCACGCGAUAGUUCUAGUUUAUGAUGUCACGAAUGCCGCUAGUUUUGAUUCAUUGAAAAAAUGGGUUGAGGAGUGUAAUAGGAAUUGUCUCCAUGAUAUUCCAAGAAUUCUUGUUGGGAAUAAGUGUGAUGGAGUGGCUGCCGUUACCACAAACGUGGCGCAGAGAUUUGCAGAUCAAUACAAUAUGCCGUUAUUUGAAACCUCUGCAAGACUCGACUCUCAUUGUGAUAAUAUAGAAGCGAUUUUUCUAACUCUGGCUCACAAGCUAAAAAGUCAGAAGCCUUUUCUACCUGUCACUAACAAUAUUGUAGUGGAUAGUGUUGUAGAGCCAUCUACAAAAUCAUGGAGGUGCUGUUAAAUAAUUUGGUAAGAAAAAAAAACUGUGGAUAAUAUAUUUAUUUUGAAUGAAAAUUGUUCUUUUUAAUUAAUUUGUAUUACAUAUAUUAUUAUACAA